GAAAAUAAAUGUCACUGUUGGAUAUUUGGGUAUCACCGCUAUGAAGUAAAGCGCAAUAAAAUGUCUCACAAAUGUGAAACACCGGGUUGCGGCAAGGAAGCCACCCUACAGUGUCCAACAUGCCUGAAGUUGCGUAUACCCGGUUCAUAUUUUUGUUCACAACCGUGCUUUAAAGGCUUUUGGAAGGAGCAUAAAGUGAUUCAUGCACUAGCUGAAGGCAUAACAAAACAGGAGGUAGACAACUCCGAAGCCGGUUACAAUCCGUGGCCACAUUAUCGUUACACCGGCAAAUUGCGUCCAUAUCCACAUACCCCUAAGCGCAGUGUCCCUGAGAACAUCGAGCGUCCUGAUUAUGCAGACCACCCUUCAGGGCGCGCCGCAUCCGAGGAGGCCAUGCGGGGCAACACCUCUAUCAAAGUUCUGGACGAUGAUGAAAUCGAGGCUAUGCACGUAGCUGGUCGACUUGGACGUGAGUGUUUGGAUGAAGCCGCCAAAGCUGUGGAAGUUGGCGUUACCACAGAUGAGCUGGAUCGACUUGUACAUGAAGCUGCCAUUGAGCGAGAUUGCUAUCCAUCACCGCUGAACUACUACAAUUUUCCCAAGUCAUGCUGCACUUCCGUUAAUGAGGUGAUAUGUCACGGCAUUCCAGAUUUGCGGCCAUUGCAAGAUGGUGAUAUCUGUAAUGUUGACGUCACUGUCUAUCAUCAUGGUUUUCAUGGGGACCUCAACGAAACCUUCUUCGUUGGUAAUGUGGCAGAGAAACACAAAAAAUUGGUUCGUGUUACAUAUGAAUCGCUAUGCAAAGCUAUAGAGUUGGUGAGACCUGGCGUGAAGUAUCGUGAAAUAGGUAACGUCAUACAAAAGCAUGUGGCGCCGCAUGGUUUCAGCGUUGUAAAAAGCUAUUGUGGGCAUGGUAUACAUAGACUUUUCCACACCGCACCGAAUGUGCCUCACUAUGCCAAAAACUCAGCUGUUGGAGUUAUGAAAGCUGGCCAUUGCUUUACCAUUGAGCCCAUGAUAUCCGAAGGAGUAUCCAAAAAUGCACAAUGGCCUGAUGAUUGGACUGCGGUGACCGGGGACGGCCUCUACUCAGCGCAAUUUGAGCAGACGCUGUUAGUGACUGAUAAUGGCUGUGAAAUUCUUACGCGCCGUCGUGAAAAUAAUGGUCAGCCUUGGUUUAUGGAUAAAAUGUAGGACAUAAUCAAAAUACACUACAAAUGGUCGAUGUCUGGUGCGCGAGUUGAUACAAUUUACUAAAAGACUGUCACAAUUAAGAAAACACUAUUGAUCAUGAGACGCGUUUACUGAAGGUGUAUUUUAUGUUCUCACGCGGAAAAUACACAAGAUUUUACGAAAAUUUGUUUACACAAUAUGAAAUUUGAUGUAACAAUAAACCCAAAAAUUUUAGUUAUCUAAGAUGUGACAGUACCUUAGUAAAUGAGCUAUAUUUACUACCGCCUACAUAUAUCGCACGUUUAAUAAUAUACAGAAUUAUUUCAAUUUUGUGUGAAAACGCAAUCAAAGUUUGAUUAUUAUACCAAAAGACAGAUGUGAAGACACAUAUCUUCAUCAUUUUUGCGAAGUUUUAUCAUCUGCUAAGCUGAACAUAUUUUCCUUAUCAAGCUUAUUAAUUGUAUGAUGAAAGCUCCCAAAAUGUAAAUUUUGAAUUACACCUCCAUAUUAUUAUACGUGCGAUAUUUUGCUACCGAGUGGCAAAGACACUUACGCCUUCUUGGACCGUUAAAUUUUUAACUUAAUAUGCUUGAGUAUAUUAUUUUGCCUGUGUGCAGUUUCUUUACAAAAACCAAUAUUUUAACAUUAAUAAACCGUUGCUAUUUGCUACAAAAACUU
Messenger RNA from Rhagoletis zephyria (snowberry fruit fly), 1851 nucleotides. Its product is annotated as methionine aminopeptidase 1. Gene Ontology annotation, molecular function: metalloaminopeptidase activity. NCBI's taxonomy places the organism in Eukaryota, Metazoa, Arthropoda, Insecta, Diptera, Tephritidae. Gene Ontology annotation, biological process: proteolysis. Gene Ontology annotation, cellular component: cytosol. The record is from RefSeq and is a predicted model, not a curated record.